CCUCUCUUCCAACUGCCUUGAUGAUAAACACACAGCUACUCAACAUUAGCCUGAUGCGCAUCAAAGCCCUCACCAUUUUAUUCCUCUUUAUUUUCCAACAAAACAACACUUCUAACACUUUUCCACAGGAGCUGGAGAUCCACAGAGUGAAGACUUAACACAUGGACCAAAUCAUCAGGAGUAUUUCAUAACAGUAACGGAGAUGGAAAUGAUGGGAACAAAAAAGUAGGAAGAAAAUUCUCUUGACAUUGGAUUUCUUGGAAGUAAAUCAUUUGGAUGCCUGGUCACUUUCAGAGCGCAUGGGGAGCGCACUCCGUGGGAUUGUUUACAUGUGAGUGACACUAUCCAGCCCAUCACAGCCACACAGUAACCUCAGAAACAGCUGACAGUCCUGGAGGAGGAUGCCUUCCCUGCACCAUGGAGCAAUCUUCAUGGGAGCCUUCCUCAUCGUGACUGGGGGCUCCACAGCCUUCCUGGCCUCGUACCAGAGCCGCCUGCAGGCUUUCUCCCUCUGCUGUGUGGUGCUGGGGGUCUUCCUGCUUAUUCUGGGGCUAUUUUGGGCUAUGAACAGCAAAAGUGCCGUGAACUACAACCACAGGGAGUACGACUCGGAGUGCCCGCAUUAUCCAUACAACGACUACACCAACUACCCAGCCCUGUUCAGUCCCCCGGGGGGCCGAUUCCCAGAGUCCCAGUCAGUGUUUCUGCCCAGGACGAUGGAGCGCCACAGGCAUGGUGCUCGUGGUGAGGAUUUCGACUAUCCUCCCAUGGACUCUGGUGGUUUCAGUCCUACGCCUCACCCUCCUCCAUGGCUGGGACCCCCGCCUCCCUAUGAGGUUGCCAUCAAGACCACGUGCAGCUCUACACACCUGCGACGUGCAUACUCAGACACACACCUGGCAACUGAGCCGCUGUUUGGACAGUCGAGAGAGAUCAGCUUUGAGGUUUGACGUUGGACGAUGCUGAUGCCUCGCCUGUCUGCACAUCAAACCAAAAGAUAAAUAGGCACAAGACUCUGGCUUUUACUCAGAUUGUACAGGAGUUGUCAUUUGACAGCAGCGAACUUCGUCUCUCAUUUGAAGCAUGCUUCCUUCUUGGCCCCUGCAUGCUCUUCCUGUAUUCCCCAGAUAUGACCCAAGUGUUAGCACACACUCAAAUAUAUGGUGCAAUUAAAGGUACAUCAAGCCAAUUUCAGCAUUAUCUGACUGAAAUGAAGCACCAAGACAUUUCAUAUUCUAGUUCUGACAAUUUCUAUAUAGCUCCUAUCAUGUCAUCAUGUUACAUUUUCCUUUGAUGCUGUUGCCUAGCACAUGUAAUGACUCAGGUUCUGUCCACUGGCAACCAAAGACCCACUGAGGACCCCAAAAACAUCACCAAAACAACUUCUAACUUACAACUGUGCUUCCCUAGGUCCCCAGCAACACUACCACAAAGUUUGAAGUAGAUCUGACUAACAGUUGUUGGGGCCACAAUGUGCAACCGUGUCACUGUGUCUUGAUGAACAUUAUUCAAGUCCUUGAAACUACAUUGACAAUUUAUGAUAACAUGCUUAUAUCACUUCAAAAUAGGUGGGUCAAAAAUGGGUUAAACCUAAACUUGUAUUCCACACAGGAUUUCAAGAAGCAGUUUGCUAUUUUUGGAAAACAGGGUUAUUUUCUUUCUUGUCAAUAAUCAAAUGAAAAUAUGUGUACUAAAUAUGACGAUGCCAGGAGGCAGUUAGCUUAGCGUAGCAUGGCUUUGUCCAAAGGCGACGUAAUCUACCUACUAGGUAGGUCAUAGCACAAUGUAUCUCACUGGUUCCAGGUUACAUGCUAGACUAUUUUGUAGCUAAAUUCAGUGAUGUGCAUCUUUUAUGCUAAGUAAAGCUAAUGCAGACUAGACACUUCAAAUACACAAGGACACAGAGCAGCAGAGGCCUAGAUUUGAGGUUAUUGAGAUAACUUCAGGUUUAACUCUGGGUUUUCGGUACUAUGACGUGGGUAAAUUUCAUACCAGAGUACAUCUCCCAGAUAUAGACCAACAAUAAAAAUGUUAAUAAUAACAACAGUGUACAAGAGAGUGAAUGAAAAGAGCAAAAACCAAAAACAGUAAAUAAGGUCUGCAUAUGUUGGUGUCCAUCUCUUAAUCUUACCAGUGUGUAACUUUUAACCUUUAAUCUCUGUAAAGAUAAGCUUAGACACCCUUGAGGUGUAAGAAACAUCUUUUUUGCUCGCAGAUCAGUUGAUGGUGACUGUAGCGGCUUCCCCUUACCAAACCUUGUAGCCGCUGAGAGUGUGAGGUCGGGUCCUGGGUUCGUACAUUGGAGACGCGCAAGGAGUUUUAUAGGUACAAAUACGCUCAGAUCCGAAGAUACAUUUUGGUGCAUUUAUUGCAGGACAAAACAACAGGGCUAUCAGAGGGCAGCAGUAUGAGCAACAUGACAAGAAAAAAACCAUAUAAUUCAACUGUAAAAAUGGAAUAUGGAAGAAUGAAAUGCGGUCAACAAAAAAUACGGCUAUGCCCGACCCUGACUCUCCAUCUGUGCCAUAGGUGAGCACGCGCCUUUACGCACAGCCUUUCUCACAUGUACACGCCCACUCCAGGUGAAACACCGCCUCUGCAACACACACACACUUAGACAGUGCACCUAUACCUCAGUCUGUCUCCUACAGUGACACAAUUGCUUCCAUAUGCUGCAAAAAUAGCUUAAAUACACUUCAGAUUUGUUUCCUAAUGCACCUACUCUGGCUGGCAUAGAGGUACAGUGACAUUAACACUUUGACCUGACAGCAAGAGGGCAGGAGGGUGAAGAUAUUCAGGGAGAAACAGAGUUUUUGGCUUGGCAAACAGUGCUGACGCUAACAGAACUAAUUACAUGUUCACACAUACAUGUCCAGUUACUUCUUCCACUACGCUGAGGAGCAGAGGCAUCAGAAUUUUCAGCCUUUUAACUGGUCAACAUGGCCUUAGGGUGAGGAAUAUACCUCCAUUUGUUGGUCUGGAAUGUGCUUCAAUUGUGUUAUUUCAUUUUCACGUGGAUGGAGCGGGUUUUUUUGGAUCAAGGAGGAUAAAAAAAAACAUUUGGAGCACAUUGUGUACACUUGGAGCUUGAUAAAAAGGCAGGAAUUAAGAUCAUGUUAACUUGCUGUACACAAGUUAGUUUAAGGGCACCAGUUGCCAUGGUAACAGAAAGACUCAGGAAAUCCAGGAUUUCCUAUAAUUUGAGUUCAACAGAUAGACAAGGAUAAUUCUCCUCUGUGGGAUUCGAUCCAUGCAGCCGUUCUCUGGAAAUGGCAGACUUGAGCUUGUGAACAAAUGUUUCCCUCAUCUUUCAGUUUGUGCCACACAUGUACGCAUCAGCUUGUUGAAAGCAAGGGAACGAUGACUCAUCUGACCAUAUGGGUUUUUCCACUGCUCGACAGACCACUGCAGCUCUCUGGCAACACCGCCUGUGCUUUAAGUGUCACAACUUCACCUAUUGUAACCAUAAAAUCGCUGUAUUUUAAAGGAUCAGAUUGCUGUUUUUGCAUUUCCAGAUAUUUUUUUGUGUUUUAUCCUUCCUUCCAGAACCCUGUUGCUAAAGCAUUUAUUUGGCUACGUUAAAGUUGUUUCUCCUUUAGUGUGAGACAUUCAGGUGCUGCCUGGAAUCUACAACUUUCAAAAUGUGAGGGCUGGUUGACCUAAACGCACUCAAUUUUUUGAAGUUAAAUACAGAAAGCCAAACAAGGAAAUUGUGAAAAAUAAGCCAGCAAGGGAUAAUAUUGAGGAACUCAGAUUCACAAGAAUAAAAAAUAUUAAUUGCCAUAUUGAUGUAUUUUUGUCUAUCAUAGACGAUUAAAUCAAUAAAGCCGACGUUGUAAACAUUAUUAUGGUUUAAAUAAGCACGUCUGUCUCUGCAAGUUGAUUUUCAUUCAGUAAUCAAAUAAAAGCACCGACUCAGCAGUCUCACAGUUCCAAAAUAUUUGCAUAUGAAGUCUGUCAGAAACGGAUUGAUGGCAACUGAUACUGUUGUCAGCUCUUACACUCAUAUAAAAUUGCUAAAUUUUGAGAGAAGAGAGAUGCUGUACUAUAGUCUUGUGAUCUUUAACAGCACAAACACGAGUGACUUCAGCCAAUAUGAAUCACAGACGAUCCACCAUGUGGCUUUGGGUUGUGUCUCUUAUGCCAUUGAAUGUGCAUGUAUCUGUCAGUGUAUGCUCUGUUCUCCGGAAAGCAGUUCUUGCAACAUGAUUUCAAUGGCUGUGAGAGUGUGUAUUCAAGUUUAUUUAAUAAAACAGUGAUGAAGGACAUGG
Molecule: messenger RNA, 4271 nt
Organism: Amphiprion ocellaris (clown anemonefish)
Lineage: Eukaryota; Metazoa; Chordata; Actinopteri; Pomacentridae
Exons: 2
Coding region: 402-950 (182 amino acids)
Source: RefSeq, a predicted model, not a curated record